This is a messenger RNA of Linum trigynum, 1800 nucleotides long. NCBI's taxonomy places the organism in Eukaryota, Viridiplantae, Streptophyta, Magnoliopsida, Malpighiales, Linaceae. The record is from the annotation of a GenBank genome assembly.
AUGGGAGUUGAGGUUGUUGUAGCAUCUGAUGUGGCCGCUCAAGUUCCAAUUGAUGCUGUGACCGAAGUUGAAAAGUCAAUUCUGCAUGAAAUGGAGAAUGGGGAAAUGAAUAAAGGGUCGGCACCAAAUGAGGCCAUCAAAUUCGGUUCUGAUAGAUGGGAAGUAGAGAAGGGAGUUGCGACCGAUGCAGAUACCGAAGCUCGUAGGAACGCUGUUGUUGAGUGGCCUACUAGUGACGUGGUCCCUGUUUUCUACUUCCCAAAGAUAUUGAAGGCCGAUAAUUCGAGAUAUAGGCUCCAAAUUGAAGAAGUUGAUAGGGAGAUAACAAAGAAUCAUGAGUCUUGGUAUCAGGCUAGGGAUCGUCUGAGACCCUUAAAGGAUGCUCGAUCAGUGGUGGUUGGCGAGCUGAAGGAAUUAAGAACUCGGUUCUAUGACCUAAAGGACAUCAUGGGCGAAAAGAGAAAGGAAAUGCAGCCUCUGCAGCAGGCAUUGGGGAAGUUCCGAAACAAUAGUAAUGGUCAUGGUGGUGUAUUCACAUCAGAGGAAGAGCUCGAUGAAGCUAUACGCCGCUUGCAGUACUACAUUCAGCAUGAAAGCAUCCCGUUGUCCGAGGAAAAGCAAGUACUCAGAGAAAUAGCACAGCUAAAGGGACAAAGACCAAAUAUUAUUGCCAAUGUUGCCAUGAGAGCGAAGAUUCAGGAAUCAAUGGGUCAGAAAGAUGACAUUCAAGAUCAGGUCAAACAUAUGAAUGUUGAUUUCGAUGGACUGAAGAAGGAGCGUGAUGCAAUGUCGGAGAAAAUUAAAAAACUGAAUGCAAAAGUUGAAGCUUUAGACGAAGAGAUUAAAGUUAUCGAGGAGGAACAAACAGCUAUUAGGCUGAAGCGGGAUGAGCUUCUUGUGCGGCUUGGAAAAUUAAGGGCACUAAGUGAUGAAUUGAACGCACCACAUCUUGCUUUGCGUGGGAUCCUGAACCAAGCAAAACAACUUGCUGAUAAAAAGGAUGCACAGGGUAUUCAGCAGCUUGCAAAUGCAGAGAUGGAGAAGUUUAUGUUGCAAUGGCGCGAGAAGGCCUUUAGGGACGAUUACGAGAAGCGACUUAUGUGGAAUGAGUCCCUUGACAAACGAAAAUUGACUCGGGAUGGCCGAACGAGGAACCCCGAUGAGAAGCCUAUAGCGGUAGUCAUGAGACCUGCCCCUUCCCAGGUUGAACCGUUGGUCAAGCCCCUUAAAAGGCCCGAGGAAUCUUUGCCUGCUAAAAAGGUCCAGAAAAAGACGGAGCAAAUCGAGGAAGCCGAGGAUGAGGUGGCAGGAUUAGAAAAGAUACAACAAAAGACUUUACCACAGGUUGAUGCAGCGAAGUUGAAGGAAAUGAAAAGAGAAGAGGAGAUAGCGAAAGCUAAGCUAGCCAUGGAGAGGAAGAAGAAGCUGGCUGAGAAAGCUGCUGCUAAAGCUGCCAAGAGGGCUGAGAAGGAAGCCGAGAAGAAGCUCAAGGACCGGGAAAAGAAAUUGAAGAAGAAAACCGCAGGCUCUGGACCGUGGAACGAGGAGGAUAAAGUAGGCGAAGAAUCUGUGGAGGAAUCAGAACCGGAAGAAACGAAGGGGGCUGCUGCCCCUGUCCCUGUGAAAGAGCAAGUUAAGAAGGAGAAUCCUGCCAGGUACAGGAACCGACCCAGGAGCUUGGAAGCGGUACCCAGAGCUCUUCUGAAGAAGAAGAAGUCGAUCAACUACUGGUUGUGGGCUGCUCCUGCUGCCUUGCUAGCUGUUUUCUUGGUGUUCCUUGCGUGCUGCUGUCUUCUCUAA